UAAAGUUAACAACUAGUUUCGUUUCAAACGACGGGAGCAAUCGUGUAGUUGCUUUUGAGUGUGCCAAAGAGCCGUUGAGCCAACAACAGAUUUGUUAAUAUUUGAAAAAUAAUUAAGUUACAAAACAAAAAUAUUAAAAAAGUAUAAAAAAAAUUUCAAUCGAAUAAAACAUCGUUCGCGUUUACUUUGAAUAUUAUAGAAAAUGUAUAAAUUUGUUUUUGUCGCCAUCGUGGCUUUGGCCGCCUUGCAGAUCCAGCAGAAUGAUGCAUUCAUCAUUGUUUCGAAAAGUGUUGGCGCCGCUCCGGCCAGUUCUGCAGCCCCUGCAGCACCUGCCUUGGACCCUAACGCGCUCAUUCAGGGUCUAACCAAUGCCGUGACAGCUAAGAUCCAAACGGUUACGCAAGUGGUUGGCGGUUUGGUACAAGCCAAGACAAAUCUGAAGCAGAGUUUGUUAAGGAACGUUUUGAAUACGGUUAGCAGCGCCAGCGCCGCACUUCCGAAGCCAACAUAUAUUACGAAAACCAUUCGUAUACCCAUUUUUGUGAAAGGUGGCGCCGCUCCAGCUGCACCCGCCACGCCUGCGGCCACCACAGCUGCAGCCCCAUCGCAGCCCGAGGCAACUACGACGGCUGCCCAAUCGGCUGGUUACGCAUACGGCUACAGACACCGUCAUUAAGCUACACCUACAUGCAUACAAAUAUUUAGUACUUAAGUUGGUACCUAAGUUGAGCUGAGAAUUUAUGUGCUAUACAAGGAUUUAAUAUCUAGAAAGCUAAAAUUACAAAUAUACGAAUUAUUUUACGAUUGUAUAUGUUUGAAUAUUGAUAUAACGAUUAUUUGAAAUAAAACUUAAAUUUCUUUAGUUAA
Bactrocera latifrons is the source of this 867-nucleotide messenger RNA. RefSeq lists its product as uncharacterized. The coding region runs from base 203 to 676 and encodes 157 amino acids. NCBI's taxonomy places the organism in Eukaryota, Metazoa, Arthropoda, Insecta, Diptera, Tephritidae. The record is from RefSeq and is a predicted model, not a curated record. The transcript is spliced from 2 exons.